AUGGCGGGCCGCGAGGGAGUGCGGAGCAGCGCUCGGCUCAGCGCGGCCGGCAGCACGGCGGCGGGCGCAGGGGCAGGCCAGGAGCCCGGCGCGGCGGAGGCGCAGCGCGCGGCGGCGGCGGCGCUGCGGAGGGCCAGGGCCGCGCGCGCGGCCGAACGCGCCGCGGAGGUCGAGGACAGCCCGCAGGUGCUGCGCGACAAGUGCCGCCGACUGGCGCGCGCGCUGCGGGACGCCAAGCAUCUCGUGGUGUACACUGGAGCCGGAAUUAGUACGGCGGCUGACAUCCCCGACUACCGGGGACCACGGGGUGUAUGGACGCGCCUGCAGAGAGGAGAAACUGUUGGGCGCGUGGAGGUGGCGCGCGCGCGGCCCACGUUCACGCACAUGGCGCUGACGGCGCUGUGGGCGCGCGGCGUGCUCAAGUUCGUGGUGUCGCAGAACUGCGACGGGCUGCACGUGCGCGCCGGCCUGCCGCGGCGCGCGCUCGCCGAGCUGCACGGCGACAUGUUCGCCGAGCGCUGCCCCGCCUGCCGCCGCGUGUACCUGCGCGCUUUCGACACCACGGAGCGCACGGCGCGCCACGCGCACGCCACGCGCCGCCUGUGCCACGCCUGCGGCCGCGAGCUGCGCGACUCCAUCGUGCACUUCGGCGAGCGCGGCCGCGCCGCCUGGCCGCUCAACUGGGCCGGCGCGCUGCGCCACGCCGCCGCCGCCGACGUGGUGCUGUGCCUCGGCUCCAGCCUCAAGGUGCUGCGCCGCUACCCGCGCCUGUGGCGCAUGCAGAGCGCGCCGCACGCGCGGCCGGCGCUCUACAUCGUCAACCUGCAGUGGACGCCCAAGGACGCGGCGGCGGCGCUGAAGAUCAACGCGCGCUGCGACGCCGUGAUGCGGCAGCUGGCGCGCCGCCUGCGCCUGCGCGUGCCGCGCUACCGCGCGCGCGCCGACCCGCUGCUGGCGCACGCCGAGCCGCUGGCGCCGCCCGAGGCGCACACGUCGCGCCGCGCGCCGCUCGCGCGCCCGCCCUCCGCCGGCUCCGACCGCUCGUCCUACUGCUCGCUGUCGCCCGCGUCCUCGCCCUCCGCCUCCGACUCGGACGACGAGCUGCCGCUGCGGCGCCUGGCCGACCGCCUGGCCCGCCGCCCGCCGCCGCCCUCGCUGCGCUCCUUUCGGGUGAACAUGCAGUCCGGUGAAACGACGAUACUCCUUCGCGCCGAGCACGCGCCCACCGAUCUGCCGCCCCCCGAGCCGCCACCCCCGCCCCGCAGCACCACGGAAGCCCUGAGACGUUUUCGAAAGUCGCACGGUCCCCUCGCGGCGGUCAACGGCGUCGCGGUGACGAACGGACAUCGGUUUCCCGGAUUCGAUUUCAACGGCCGCGAUCCGAAAUCCGAGUCCCCGCCGCCCGCGAAGAUAAAGAAGGAGGAACCCGGCGCCGCGAGCGAAGACAAGCUCGCGGACGGUUCGUGGGACCUCGGGAAUAAGUUGCGGCGCCUGCUGGAGCUCGAGCCGCGGAUCGACGGCGACGGGCUCGAGUGCGACCCCGCGGCGGCGAAGUCCGAGCCCGAGAGCGACGACGACGCGGCGAGCGCGGCGCUCGCGGCCGCCAUCAUGCGGCGCGCCGUGCUGGUGUGCCGCGCGCAGCUGUACCCCGGCCUGCACACCAUCCUGGCGCCGCCGGCCGCCGCGCCCCGGCCGCCCCGCUCGCCCCGGCCGCCCCGGGCGCACCCGCCCGCCGAGUGCGCGUGGUGUCUGCGGCGCUACGGCGCGCGGCGCUGCCUGUGGUACGGGCCGCCGCGCCUCACGCCGCCGGAGCGCCGCGCGUGGCGCCGCGAGCGCGGCCGCCGCUACCUGUGCGCGUGCUGCGGCGAGGGCGGGGCGGCCGGGGCCCCGGCGGCGCCGUCCACGGACGACGGCGGCUGGUACGGCAAGGGCUACCGCAAGGGCCGCCGCCGGCGCCGGUAGCGCCCCCCAGAGAAAUGCCGAUCGUUCGAUGAUACUCGACCACCGUGGACGUCGGUGCGAGGAUCGCUCGGAAGGUUUUUUGUACCGCGUGCGUCGCAGGGUGUUAGUUAAAUAUAGUGACGAGUUAAGUUAUUGUCCGGCUUCCUUGGCGGUGAGCGAGGCCGUGGUCGACGCGAGAGUGUAUGCCAGAGCGUUAUUUGUCGAGAGGUAAAUGGUUGUGAUGAAAGUGCUUAGAGUAAAUCGUGUAAAUGACUGUAUUUAUACUGAUAAAAUGUCUCCGAACGUGGUCGACCAUUUGAUUGAUUUCCUUUUUAACACUACAUUGUACAAAACGUGCCAAUAGACUCGAUUUCCGUUGUACUUGUCAUUGAAAUCUGUGAUUUUACAUUCUCAUGUUAUGAGUGUAAACGAGAACAGAAAAAGCGAGCGCCACUGUCGCGACUCACAGCUGUCGAACAAUAAAUGAAACAAAUUAGGUGAUAAGAAAUAAUUUGUAAGUAAAUCAUGAGAAAUAAUA
Molecule: messenger RNA, 2479 nt
Organism: Melitaea cinxia (Glanville fritillary)
Lineage: Eukaryota; Metazoa; Arthropoda; Insecta; Lepidoptera; Nymphalidae
Gene: Sirt7
Product: NAD-dependent protein deacetylase sirtuin-7
Exons: 4
Coding region: 1-1962 (653 amino acids)
Molecular function (GO): NAD+ binding
Source: RefSeq, a predicted model, not a curated record